Messenger RNA from Sodiomyces alkalinus F11, 1582 nucleotides. RefSeq names its product elongation factor 1-gamma 1. The record is from RefSeq and is a predicted model, not a curated record. Gene Ontology annotation, cellular component: nucleus; cytoplasm. The coding region runs from base 150 to 1382 and encodes 410 amino acids. Lineage: Eukaryota; Fungi; Ascomycota; Sordariomycetes; Glomerellales; Plectosphaerellaceae. The transcript is spliced from 4 exons. Gene Ontology annotation, molecular function: translation elongation factor activity. Gene Ontology annotation, biological process: translational elongation.
CUAAAAUUCCGAGGUGGAGGAGAGGGGAAAAAUGUAAACUUUUAUCCCCCCUUCCCCUCCACAGUGGAAGGUUGUUCCUUUUUUUUCACCCCUCUUCAUCCUCUCCUCCAUUUUCUUGACAGGUCAUACUUCGUACAACUCGAGCAAAGAUGGCUUUCGGCAAGCUCUUCGGCAUCAAGGGCAACCCCCGCACCACCGUGCUCAAGGUCAUUGCGAAUGCCAACGGCCUUGACCUUGACUUCGUUGAGGUUGAUUUCAAGAACCCGACCGCCGAGCACCUCAAGGCCAGUCCUCUUGGCAAGAUCCCUGCCUUCGUCGGCGAGGACGGCUUCGCCCUUUCCGAGGUCAUCGCUGUCGCUAUCUACCUUACUUCCCAGAACGAGAAGACCACUCUCCUCGGCAAGACCAAGCAGGACUAUGCUUCUAUCCUGAGAUGGCUGUCCUUCUCUAAUUCCGAGGUCCUUCCUCGCCUGGCUGGCUGGUACCGCCCUCUCCUGGGCAUUGACGCCUACAACAAGAAGGCUGUCGAGGAGUCUUCCAAGGCCGCUCUCAAGGCCGUCUCUGUUGUCGAAGAGCACCUCCUUCGCAACACCUACCUCGUUGGCGAGCGUAUUACCCUUGCCGACCUUUUUGCCGCCAGCAUCAUCAGCCGCGGCUUCGAGUUCUUCUUCGGCAAGGAGUGGCGCCAGCAGAACCCCAAUACCACCCGGUGGUACAACACCAUCGUCCACCAGGACAUCUGGACGGCUGUUGCCGGCGAGCAGCAGUACCUUGACCAGCCCAAGCUGACCAACGUCGCGCCCAAGAAGCCCGAGGCUCCCAAGGCCGCCAAGGCCGCCCCCAAGCCCGCCGCUGCCCCUGCUGCUGCUGAAGAUGAGGAUGCCCCCAAGCCCAAGCCCAAGCACCCGCUAGAGGCCCUCGGCAAGCCUUCGGUUGCCCUGGACGAGUGGAAGCGCCAGUACUCCAACAGCAGCACUCCCGACGCCAUGAAGUGGUUCUGGGAGAACAUGAAUUGGGAGGAGUACUCGCUCUGGAAGCUCCAGUACAAGUACAACGAUGAGCUUACCUUGACUUUCAUGUCCAACAACCUCAUCGGCGGCCUCAAUGCCCGUCUUGAAGCCUCGCGCAAGUACGUCUUCGGCUGCGCCUCGGUUUAUGGCGUGAACAACGAUUCGAUCAUUGAGGGCGCUGCUGUCGUUCGUGGUCAGGAUUACCUCCCUGCCUUCGACGUCGCUCCUGAUCACGAGAGCUACACUUUCACCAAGCUCGACCCCACAAAGCCCGAAGACAGGGAGUAUGUUGAGCUCAUGUUCGAAGGCGAGAAGCCGCUGGUUGUGAACGGCAAGGAGUACCCCGCUGCCGCUGGCAAGGUGAUCAAAUAAAAAGGUGUACGGACGGGAGUGUGAUGUGAGAAUGAUGAUGGAUCAUGGCAGGAUGUUUACGAGGUUACGAAAGGGCAAUCCAUGCAAUGAAAUGAUUCUCAUGAGCCCGACUUUUUUUUCCUGUAGGCAAUGCGAUCAUGCCAAGAGCAAGCUGUGAGAGUCUUGCUAUCCACAAAUAAAAAAAAUUGAUCAUGACAAGA